This is a messenger RNA of Kazachstania africana CBS 2517, 1299 nucleotides long. RefSeq names its product serine/threonine-protein kinase. The record is from RefSeq and is a predicted model, not a curated record. The transcript has a single exon. NCBI's taxonomy places the organism in Eukaryota, Fungi, Ascomycota, Saccharomycetes, Saccharomycetales, Saccharomycetaceae. Gene Ontology annotation, molecular function: ATP binding; calcium/calmodulin-dependent protein kinase activity. The coding region runs from base 1 to 1299 and encodes 432 amino acids. Gene Ontology annotation, biological process: cellular response to oxidative stress; protein phosphorylation.
AUGUCUCAAAAUGAUAAAGGCGUGUUAGAGCCAGAGCGUGUUAGAGGCCACUUUGUCUCCAAGUUUGUGAACAAACUUUCGGGGCAACCAGAUUCCUACGUUAAUAGAGGUAAUUAUACUUUUGGGAAGACUUUAGGUGCCGGGACAUUUGGUGUUGUAAGGCAAGCCAGAAAAGUUUCUACUGAUGAGGAUGUAGCUGUUAAGAUCAUUCUUAAGAAAGCUUUGAAAGGCAAUGACAUCCAAUUGCAGAUGUUGUAUGAUGAGCUCUCUAUUUUGCAACAUUUAUCACAUCCCAAUAUCGUUGAAUUCAAAGAUUGGUUUGAAUCAAGAGAUAAAUUCUACAUCGUAACUCAAUUAGCUAUUGGUGGUGAAUUAUUUGACAGGAUUUUGUCAAAAGGUAAAUUCACUGAGUUGGAUGCAGUGAAAAUUGUUGUUCAAAUUUUAGGAGCAAUUGAAUAUAUGCACUCUCAAGACGUUGUCCACAGGGAUUUGAAACCCGAGAACGUUCUUUAUGUUGAUAAUAGUGAUAGUUCACCAAUUGUAAUUGCUGAUUUUGGUAUUGCAAAAAAAUUGAAAAAUAAAAAUGAUUUGAUCUUUAAAGCGGCAGGCUCUCUAGGUUACGUUGCACCUGAAGUAUUAACUGAAGGUGGACAUGGUAAGCCCUGUGACAUUUGGUCCCUAGGUGUCAUUACUUACACGUUACUUUGUGGUUAUUCUGCAUUUAUUGCAGAAACCGUGGAAGGCUUUCUUGAAGAAUGUACUAGGAGUAAAUUUCCAGUAAAAUUCCAUAAACCAUAUUGGGAUAAUAUUUCUGAUGAGGCUAAAAAUUUUAUUUUGAGGUCAUUAACAUUGAAUCCUGAUGAAAGGCCUACUGCAACUGAACUAUUAGAAGAUCCAUGGAUUACAAGUAAGGCAUUACACGAAAGAGUUACUACCAACAUCUUACCGGAUGUUAAGAAGGGAUUUGACUUACGUAAGAGGUUCCGUGAUGCAGUGGAAAUUGUUAAAUUGAACAACAGAAUACAGAGACUUAAAAACUUGUACGCUGAUGAGGAAAGUGAAUCAGAUCUCGAAGAAAAUCCAGUCAAUUAUCUCAAUCCUCUCGAUGCGGUAGGUGCAGUAGCGCAUGGUUUACAUGAGCUUACCAUGUCUUCGCACAAGAAAAUGGUGGAACUUACACAAGAGCAGCUGAAAUUAAAGUCAGCAUUAACUCAAGAUGCAUUUGCUCAGAUUGUCAAUGCUGCAACGAAAAAUAAACACAAAGUCCAAGGUUAUAAUAAUGGCGAAUCAUCACAGUAA